AUGCCUUACGUUGCUCCGAAUGAGGGGCGGGCUAUCGAGGUUCUCGAUGGCCGCCGGAUCGUGGUCAAGUGUUCCCGCCCGGCCGUGCCCAUCCGUUCAACCUCUUCAGAGUCGCUCCCGCGAUCCAGAAAACACGGCCAAACAGCCAUGCUGCGUCAGGCCGUGGAACUCGCCCUCCACUACUUCAACGAAGGUGUUGAAGAGACGAUGCCGGAGCUGGUCAGCAGAGCUAGGCUCUGGGCCGACCGGUACUUCAAGGGGCUGGCCUACGCGAGGAAGUCCCCGCUUGGCCUUCUGAAGAUGUUCCCCAGCCUCUUCGAUCUCGAACUCAACCCAUGCGCUCGGCUCAGCAGAGCUGCUGCGCCAGCUCAAUAUUUCGAACCAGAGGGCGUCAGCCUACGCCUUGCGCGUAAGAUGGAGCUUCGGGCCAUGAACAGCGAACCAUUUCCUGAGUACGUCGAGCCCACACUUGCGACGGAAGAGGAGCUCGAUGAGAUUUUCAAUGCCCAAGCCCAACGGCCCCUUACUCAGCAAGCUGUGGGUGUCGAGGAGCUAUACCAGACAGGCUUGAUGGAUGUCCUUCCCGAGUUUCUCAGUCAGCUGGCGCGCAUCGAUCUUGAGGCCAAGUCGCUCCUAGAAAUCAACCCUCAACGGAGCCCUCAGCACGUGGUGGCUGCGCUUAUGGCCCAGCGCCAGUACUGCGAGUUCCAGACAUGCUCUGACGACGACGAGUACGCCACCGAGGCUUCCGAGAGCGUGUAUAGCCAGACAGUCAGCGAAACUUGCGACGACAAUGACGGCAACGAGAGCGAUGCUACAACCUCCACCAUGGCCAGCCUCCGCGCCCGCACCCUGAAGCGCAAGGCUGCUGCUGAGCCCGAUGACGUUGCCCGCCCGCCGAACAAGGUCCGGAUCCACGUCCCGAAGGUACCCUGCCAAACCAUCUAUUACUUCGACAUGAAGCGCGGCAAGCUGGUAUCACGCCCCAACCCGGCCGCGCAGACCCCUGACAACAACAGUGAUGAUCUGGCAGUUCGGCCGUCUUCGCCAAACCACAUCCCGCCUACCUCCUCGUCCCCAACUAGCUCUCCCGAGUCGAGCUUCCCAUCCUCGCCUCGCCAAACCCCUUCUCCUGAGUUCAACGGAUACCCCGACUGGCCCGCCAUCCCCCGCGAGGUCCCGCGCAAACGUGGCCGAGUCAUUAUUCGCAUCAAGCGCACGACUUCCGGUAGCUCUCGGGCUUCUACCAGGGAAUCUCCCCGCGGCGAGAAGAUCAUCACUUUUCACGUUGCCCGCCGACCGUGCUACUCUCAACCUACGUCCUCCCCGCCGUCUUCAGGCCCGAACACUGUUCUGUCGAGGGUCGCUUCUCCACCUGCUUUGUCCUACCCCCCGGUCCCUAGUCCGCCGAGGAUUGUCGUCAAGCCAAGGUCUCGGACUCCACCUAGGAUGGACAGCAUUAGUACUAUGACGGACGAGUUUAGCGACAGCGUUGGUGGUGUUAGUAUCGUUGUCAGCCGUCGUAAUAGUGAGUUCGAUAACUUUGAGAGGGAGCACUAUGCGGCCUUGACUGUGCCCGACCGUUCGGGGUCAGUGUCGUCCUCGGUUGCUUCAGCUCCUGAGCUUUCGUCGCAUGGUGAUGGCCGCUCUACGAAGAGGAGGUGUGUCCGGAUUAGGGUUGUGCAGCAUGGGGGCAUGAGACAAAAGGCUGCUUCGUCGCCGGCGGGAUUUUGA
Messenger RNA from Thermochaetoides thermophila DSM 1495, 1734 nucleotides. RefSeq lists its product as uncharacterized. The record is from RefSeq and is a predicted model, not a curated record. NCBI's taxonomy places the organism in Eukaryota, Fungi, Ascomycota, Sordariomycetes, Sordariales, Chaetomiaceae. The transcript is spliced from 2 exons. The coding region runs from base 1 to 1734 and encodes 577 amino acids.